Molecule: messenger RNA, 3135 nt
Organism: Beta vulgaris subsp. vulgaris (sugar beet)
Lineage: Eukaryota; Viridiplantae; Streptophyta; Magnoliopsida; Caryophyllales; Amaranthaceae
Product: tropinone reductase homolog At5g06060
Exons: 9
Coding region: 182-1174 (330 amino acids)
Molecular function (GO): oxidoreductase activity
Source: RefSeq, a predicted model, not a curated record
UAUAAGCCCUUAAUUUUAAAAUGUAUGAUUAAAUGCAAUUUUAUCCGGUAGAGUUUUACUAAAACUCUAAAAAAUCCGGACUUCUAGACUCGUAGAGACAGUUUAGUAGUUUCAUUUCCAAUAAAAAAAAAAAAAUUGCCGAUCAAAGCUGCUCGUUCAUAGAUAGGAAAAUCUUCCAAAAAUGAAUAUUACAAUUGUUAAACCCACCUCCAAUCCACUUCAUUCUCCAGUAUUUUACAAAAUCCCAUCUUUCUUACCCAAAAUUCCUACAUCAAUAACCCCCAAAACUCACUCAAAUAAUCACCAAAAAAUUCACUCAAUAACUGCUUCCUCAAACAACAGCAGUAGCGCCAACAACCAAAACACACCCACAAGCAAGAGAGACAAUAGGUGGUCUCUUCAGGGUAUGACAGCUUUAGUCACUGGUGGCUCUCGUGGAAUUGGGCAUGCAAUUGUGGAGGAAUUGGUGGGUUUUGGAGCUAGAGUGCAUACUUGUGCUAGAAAUGAAGUGGAGCUUGAUAAUUGUUUGAAGUGUUGGGAAAAUCAAGGGUUUAAGGUUAGUGGGUCAGUUUGUGAUGUGUCUUCUUGGGAGCAAAGAGAGAGCCUUUUGGAUACUGUUUCAUCAGUUUUUGAUGGCAAGCUUAACAUUCUUGUCAACAAUGUCGGGACAAAUAUAAGGAAACCAUUUGUUGACCUCACACCUCAAGAAUUUUCUACGCUGAUGACAACAAAUUUUGAGUCUGUUUUCCAUUUAAGCCAGCUGAGUCAUCCUCUCCUACAAGCUUCUUGCGAUGGAAGUAUAGUAUUUGUUUCCUCGGUAUCGGGAUUUGUUUCGCUGAAGUCAAUGUCUCUUCAAGGAGCAACUAAAGGAGCAAUUAAUCAGCUGACUCGAAAUUUGGCAUGUGAAUGGGCAAGAGACAAUAUUAGGAGCAAUGCUGUUGCACCUUGGUACAUCAAAACUUCUAUGGUAGAAAAGGUCUUAAGCAAUGAAGAGUACCUGGAGGAAGUGUAUUCUUGCACUCCACUUUGUCGUCUUGGAGAUCCAACAGAAGUCUCAUCUCUGGUGGCAUUCCUUUGCCUCCCUGCAUCUGCAUACAUUACUGGUCAAAUUAUUUGUGUUGAUGGUGGGAUGUCUAUCAAUGGUUUCUAUCCUAAAAUCGAUUUCCAUAGCUAGAUUCGUAAUUGGGGGGAAACUACAUUAUGUUUAGAUUGGAGAUGAGUAGAUGACAAAGGGGCAAGGCAGAUGACACAUUAUAUCAAUGGAAAUAGUGAGAAGAAUAGAUUAUUCAAGACUUCUGUCUGAGGGAUUGGCGCUCCGCUAUUGUAUUGUUUCGUAUAAACUUUGAAGGCUAAAUGUGUGGUUAUGGUGCUUGCAGUUGUCGCUUGAGCUAGUGGAUGGUUUACUUUGUUGGCUAGCAUGAAGAGCUGGAAACAUGUUUCCUUUUUUUUUUUCAUUCAAGUUGGCGUUUACAUCACAUCAAUAACAAGAAAAUCCUACUGAUUUGUGGUGGUUUAUGGUCUUGUAUCAGUUCAGUUUGUGGCAUAUACGUUAGUUGUCCCAAUAUGGUGUCAUAAAUUGUUGACUUAAACCAUUUGCAGGGGAGAUUACUGAAAACAAAUUAAGGCUGAAUAGUGUUUUCUCCUAAGUGUUCCAAUGUGUUACUCCUUGUCUGCAUUGUACAGAGAAGAUGGUAACUCUUUUUCUAAACAAAUAAGAAAUUUUGGAUGACAAUUGCUCAGUCCAUGUGAUGACUAACCUAGUUAAUGAUAGUCCUCAGAAAUCGACCAAUUUGGUUUUUCGUUAUACUGGCAGCUUUGAUUGUGUAUGGUUUUCUUCCAACUUUGCUUCAUAAUAUUCAACUUGUACAUGUAAUGUAGAUGUUUGUGUGGGAAUCGGUAAAUCUAUUGUGGAACUUUUGUAAGGCCAAACUAUUUAAACAUCAAGUCUUCCAAAUUCAGAUUUAGUCACUUGUUUUGAGGCUGGAUCUCAACUUGAAAACCUUGUUGAGUCACUUGAGUUGAGGCUGGAUCAUGGCGUAAAGACCUGAGAGUCUUUGACUGGAGUCCACUACUGGAGGCUGGACUGUUUCAGGAGCCUGUUUGAAGUAGCAUGCUCUAAUGGACAAGUUGACUUCUUGAGGUGCUAUUAAAGAUGAGAAUCUGAAGAAGCUGCUGCAGCAUUGGACCUUUAUCAUCUGGGAGCAAUCAAAACUAUGGCCUCCUGUUGGUCUGACUGCUCUUGUUACUGGGGGCAUAAAAGAUAAUUGGAUCCAUCACAGACCACUUCUCGCCAAGAGCUGAGCUGGAACCUGGAUGCGAUCAAAUUAAACCCUUUACAUAAAUUGCUUCAUCUUCAAUCAAUUUGUCUUUUGUUGUCCCUAAGUAGUUCUAAAACAUUUUGUUAUAGCAGCAUUGUACUUUGCUACUUGUAAACUUGGUUUCCAAAAAAAAAACGGUCAUCUUCCCACAAAAGGGGUUUUUGAUAGUUAAAAGUAAGCUGUCAAUCAACAUAAAUGUGUAGAUGAGUUAUUGGUUUACUUUUGUCUCAUUUUGCUGACAUGAAAUUGUGGAAGAAUAGCAGACUUUGGGGUAUUGUUUAUUCAUGUGCCAAAAAAUAAGACUGAAGUUGAAGCUUGCAAAGCCAGUUUGGCAGACUAAAGGCUUUAGAGUCACUUGUUUCAUCUAUCAUGUAACAUCUCAAGCCCAGAAAGAAGCUGAUCGAGAUCGUGUCUAAGUUCGAACAAGCUCGAUAUCGUGGUUAGUAUUCUUUAACUCUAAUAUGGUCAAUCGAAAAUGUCACUGAAUGAUGCUUCUUACAUCAUUGGCCAGAGCUUUUAUGCUUCACUCGCGGUAUCUUGUAAGAGAUCUAUGGUGACUCUCAUAUGUGUCUGCUUUCUCUAUAAAUUAAAGCAACUGUGUUCAAUAAUUGGCUCCUUAAUUUAGGAUUUGAUCAACUGAGCUCGAUAGUACAAUUCUCCAGUACUACUUGAGAAAAGAAGUUCUUGUAGUUUAUGCGCAAAGGAAAUACUUCUACAUAAUUGUAUAUCAAGUAUAAGCUGGCAAUGAAUUAUUGUUACAGGUGCUAAAUUUCUUUGAAGUAGUAUCUAUAUAAAUACCAUAAUGGUUUUGUUGCUU